GUCUCGACGUUAGCUGAUGGGUUUUGCCAAACCUGGAGCCUUUCAGAGCUCAGCUCCUGUCAAAUUUAGCACCAUUGCGACUUCAUUUACCGUUGUAUAUUCGUAACGAUGGCACAGUGGACAUACUUCGUUGAUGCUACUUUUUUCUCGUCUCCUUCUAUCAUUUAACGGACGGUCCCUCCUACAAUUAUGGAGUUUUGAAUCAGAGUGAGAUACUUUGGGGGUGGGGCACAGGGACCCUACCCUCGGGUUUGGUGAUUGAACAGUUGGAGGGUCUCUGGAUUGUUUGCGCCAUUGCCUUAUUUGUAAAGUAUUUAUAGAACUAUUUUUGCAGACAUUGAAACGUAUCUUUUGUAUUUUCCAUUUUCAACAUUUUGUAAUUCGAUAAUUGUGUUCAUGAUGCAGCUGAUUACUAAAGGCACUUUACCCUCUGUGGAAUCCUUGAUGGAGAUGGUGGACUGAGACUAGUCGCCUAAAGGCUCUGGGGUUGCUAGGGUGCAGUGGAACUUCAACACAAGCACAAUUCUAGCUCCCCAACCAUCUUUAUCUGCUGCUUCUUUAGUGAAUAAUUUUUGUUAUUGAGCUUAGUUGUGUUCAUCUAGACCAGUGUUUCUUUCAUUCAUGGGUGGUGGGUUUGUGUAGUGGAAAGGGUGAUAGGGUUUAAUAAUGGAUAUUAAAGGGGUAAAAAUGAGUCUGGCACAACCAGACUGCACCCCAAAAUGCCGCUCCCUGCAGCAUGCUGGCAAGAUGGUAGCGGCACUGACAAGAGGCUCAGAGGGUCAGCUGCGGUCAUUUUUGACAUCACACUGCUAUAAUUCGGGGUCUUUGCGCGAUGAGUUUGGCCGCACUGCUUUGCACCUGGCGGCUUCCUUGGGAAAGAAGGCCUUGCUGGAGUGGCUGCUGGAGAGCAAGAAUGCAGAUCUGACGGCUAAAGACAAAGAGUCUGGCUGGACUGCUCUGCACCGCAGCAUCUUUUAUGGGCAGAUCCACUGUCUUAUUUCUCUGGUCAAGCAUGGUGGACUCAUCACUACCCAGGACAAAGAAGGUCUCUCUGUCCUUGACCUGACAAUGAAGGACAGGCCAGCUCAUGUUUCAUUUAAAAACACAGAUCCAACUGAAGUGUACACAUGGGGAAACAAUGCAAAUUUCACUCUUGGCCACGGGAAUCAGGAGACGCGUCAGCACCCGGAGCUAGUCGACGUGUUUGCCCGGAGUGGAGUUUACAUCAAGCAGGUGGUCCUGUGUAAGUUCCACUCAGUGUUUCUCUCUCAAAAAGGCCAAGUGUACACUUGUGGGCAUGGACAAGGAGGACGUCUAGGCCAUGGAGACGAACAAACCUAUCUGGUUCCUCGAAUAGUCAAUGGUCUGAUGUCCCACCACUGUACUCAAGUGGCUGCAGCGAAGGACCACACUGUAGUUUUGACAGAAGAGGGUUAUGUUUACACUUUUGGUCUGAACAUGUUUCAUCAGCUUGGCCUAUCUCCUCCACCGGCCUCUGCACUAGUCCCGAAACAGGUUUUCUCCAAGGCACUGAAAGGCAGGAUGGUGAUUGGAGUUGCUGCAGGAAGGUUCCACACUGUGCUGUGGACCAAAGAGGCUGUUUAUACCAUGGGGCUUAAUGGGGGGCAACUUGGGUAUUUGUUGGACCCCAAUGGGGAGAAGUGUGUGACUGCACCGCGGCAGGUUUCAGCUCUGCACCACAAGGAUGUUAGCAUUGCUAUGGCUGCUGCUAGCAAUGGUGCAACUGUUGUUGUGACUGACAAGGGUGAUGUUUAUCUGCUGGUGGACUACCAGUGCAAGAAAAUGGCUUCAAGGCAACUCAAUAUCAAGAAAGUUCUGGUCAGUGGAGGCACCCUGGACCAUCGUGUGGAACCACAAUUUUUAAAUGAUGGUGGUGGGGAGAAGUUGUCCAUCUUGGCCUUGGAUGAAGCAGGAAGGGUGUUCUCCUGGCGCUCCUCGGGCAGCUCUGUGAGACAGUGCCGGUGGGCGUAUGGGCGUCAGGUUUUCAUGUCCGACAUUGCACUCAGCAAAAACGGCAUGAUGUUUGUGACUCAGGAGGGUGAGGGCUUCAGCGGCGUGUGGGCUGGGGAAUACAAGAAGAUCAGUGAAAAGAAAGAUAUUGGAGUGGAGGUUUGUGGCCAUUCAGAUGUUGGGACAGUGUUUGAGAGGAUCAAGCUGGAGAAACUUCCCUACGUCCACAGAGCAGUGAGCAUCACCACAGACUCCAAGGGACGCAAUUUUGGAGCACUUCAGUCAGACCCCAAAACAAGUCUAUAUGAGAUUCCCGGUGUUUCAGCGUCAACCUUCUCCCAGCAUUUUCGGAGGCUCUUGGAUGAGGCAGAUGAAACCGACAACAUCCAUGACGUCACACUUCAAGCUGGCAACCGCACGUUUGCCGCGCACAAAUACAUCCUAUCCAUGCGGUCGGAGUUCUUCCGAAAACUGUUCAUGUCUGAGGGGUGUGUUGUUGAUGAGGACGCUGACAAAGACGUUAAGAAAAGUGAAGAUGCGGUGGGCUGUGACUUGCUGAUAUUGGAGAAGAUCCCAGCGGACAUGCUGGAGUAUGCACUGCACUUCAUCUACACCGACUCCUGCGAGCUUCUGAUGCACGGCGCUCGGCCGACAGUUUCAGAGGUCAAGACUGGGCAAAUCCAGGAUUCAGGGCAGGAGAAGCUUAUCAGCAGCCUCCAGAACUUGAGCAUGAGAGGGCGCUCAGCGCUGGAAGUCUACCGCUCUCUUUCCCCCGCUAAUAAACAUGAAGCCAACAAUGCGAAGAGCAAGACCUCCAAACAGGGCAAGAAGGCAAAAGGAGGCAAGAGUGACAAGGCUGGGGCUCAUGGUGAUGGGCAAAACCCAGUGAAAACUUUGCAGAGCUUUGCCAAGAAGCUCAGCUUGGGCAACCUGUCUGCACGGCUGGAUGGGGUGAGAUACGAAGGUGGAAAGAUCAUUGUCGUGAACAAAAAAACUGGGAACAAGCUGAAAUUCAAUCAGAAAAAAUGCUCCUAUCUGUGUGAUGUCACGCUAAAAUCCGAAGAUGGCAAGGAGUUUCCAUGUCACAAGAGUGUCCUCUGUGCAAGACUAGAAUAUUUCCAUAGCAUGCUUGGAAACCCGUGGAUAGAGGCCACAUCUUGUACUGCACUUGAAAUGCCCACCAGCUCUGAGAUUCUGCAGGUCAUUCUGGAGUAUAUUUACACAGAUGAGUCUCCCUCCAUAAAAGAUUGUUCAAAUGUGGAGUUUGUCUGCAAUGUUCUGGUUGUCGCUGAUCAGCUCCUGAUCACACGUUUGAAAGAGAUGUGUGAAGUUGUCAUCACAGAGAAUUUGACUCUGAAAAAUGCAGCUGAGAUUCUAGAGUUUGCUACGAUGUACAACGCUGAGCAACUGAAACUGUCCUGUAUUCAGUUUAUAGUGCUCAACAUCACUGCCCUGUUGGAGUCAAAGGCCCUGGAUAUUCUUAGUGAUGAAGUGCUCAUGGAGCUUUCCAGUGCCUACAGGAGGAUGCAGCUGAUCCAUGAGGUCACAGUCUCCACGGACCAGCAGUCACAAACCUAUGGCUCACAAGGCUCUUGCAUGAUCCCAGCAAUGCAAAAAAGGGUGAUCACCCCAUACCCAGGUGCUCCUGACCUCAGUAUGUAUGAGGAAGAAGAGUUCGACUCUGCUUUCAGCACAAAACCUGAAGAACUGGACCACAGCUGCAGGGAGACGCUUCUGAAGAAGGCAAAGAUGAAGGCUAAAAAGAAACCAAGGCGACGAUCUGACAGCUCAGGAGGCUACACUCUGUCUGACAUCAUUCAGAGCCCCCCUCCUACUGUGGUUAUGCCAUGUCUGGUGAAGACAGUGGAAGCCAACUCUGCCGAGUCCCUACACGAGCUGCUCACUUCCGACUCCGAAGGCAGCUGCAUGGGAGUGGGCAGUCCUCGAGACAUGCAGUCGCCAGUGUUUCAUGACAGACCCGAGAACGGGAAGGCUCUCUCUCAAAGUUUAAAAAGCCCACCCAGUACCCCGACCUCCUUUAGUAAUGGUCUUCCAACACCCCCAAACUCUGCACCACGGAACAUCCCACUUCUUCAAAGACCUGUUCAGCCACCCCCAGUGUUGAAUCUGCGAACCAUUAUGGAUUUAGAAGCCACUUCUAUGCCGUCCCCUGGUGCAACCCCAAAAAACCUGGGAAGUUCUGUCACCAAACCCUCCCCUGUGUCGACAAAGCUGUCUCAGAAGCAGAGGAAGUUGCUGGCCAUGGCCCACAAGGAAGCUAGUAUGGACACCACAGUAUCCAAACCUGCCCACAUAGUCACCCCGACCAAGAGCAGCAAUGGAAAGGCCUGGGCCACCGCAGUUCAGUCCCCACCCUCCACUUGUUCGUUCCGGGCGCUGCUGGAGGAGGAGAACAGACUAAACACACAGCAGAGAGUUCAGAGGGGUCAGGGAGGUGCCCAAGUCUCUCCCACCACUGUCGCACCCACCAGUCGAAGAGUCGCUCACAAAUAUGAAGAAAGCGAGCAGGACAAGCCCAUAGGGCCGUGGCUGCUGGGAGCAGUAGGAAGCCCACCCCGCUCCUCCUUGGUGACCUUUGCGUCCAUUGUGGAGGAGGAAAAGCAGCAGGAAGCUGCGUUGAUCCGCAGUCGGGAGAAGCCACUGGCGCUCAUCCAGAUCGAAGAGCGAGCCAUCCAGGACCUUCUGCUCCAUUAUAAGGCGCGUGACAACCCAGAUGAGUUCAUCGCAGUGGAGAGAUCCUCCAGAGGUCCCAUGGCAGCCCCGACCUGGAACAAGCACUGAGGCUUGUUCAGCCGCUACAUACCAGCGGAGUGAGACCAUCUCCUUCAUGUCUCCCAGCGCUGUUCAGUUCCUCAUCCAUCCCACUGCGGGACAAGAUUAAGUCUCGGCUUGUUAUUUCGCUGCUCCAAGCUUUUUCAAACGUUAAAGUUUCUUAUCAGGGGAUUACUUUUUUGCUUAUUUUGGUGGGCUUGCAUUGUAAGCUAAUAAAUCCCAAGUAUUAAAAAAUGUGAAGUUGCCAAAGAAACAGGGGGAGAUCUCUGCAGGACUAUCACUUGUAGAGCCAGAGGAAAGGGUUCUGAAAUGAAGUGUGCCAACCGCCCACUGCUCUGUAUGUAGCUUCGUAACUCACCUGUUUACCAUCAACAUGGUCCUUUUCACUUCCUGUGAGUCGUCCAGAGUGGCAUGAAUCCACAUGUGAAUGUUAGGAAAUUGUGUGUUCAUGCAGUUUGAGUGGUCAUCUGGGUUGACUGUGUAAGCUAUGAAACUAAAGCCGUUUAUCUGUUGGUAGCAUGCAGCGGACAAUGAUAGGUCAAGUUUUUGGGAGCUGCGUAGUUUGGUUCUGCACCACGUCACUGUUUCCUGAUGAUUUGCGUGUACGGGAAAAAUGACCCAAGUGAAAAUGGCAUGCAUUAAAACGUCA
Synchiropus splendidus (mandarinfish) is the source of this 5413-nucleotide messenger RNA. It is a transcript of the gene ibtk, whose product is annotated as inhibitor of Bruton agammaglobulinemia tyrosine kinase. Lineage: Eukaryota; Metazoa; Chordata; Actinopteri; Syngnathiformes; Callionymidae. Gene Ontology annotation, biological process: negative regulation of protein phosphorylation. Gene Ontology annotation, cellular component: cytoplasm; nucleoplasm. Gene Ontology annotation, molecular function: protein kinase binding; protein tyrosine kinase inhibitor activity. Bases 667 to 4773 code for a protein of 1368 amino acids. The record is from RefSeq and is a predicted model, not a curated record. The transcript is spliced from 30 exons.